Messenger RNA from Entrophospora candida, 273 nucleotides. NCBI's taxonomy places the organism in Eukaryota, Fungi, Glomeromycota, Glomeromycetes, Entrophosporales, Entrophosporaceae. The record is from the annotation of a GenBank genome assembly.
AUGUUUUUACUUUUCACAUAUCAAUAUCAAUUAUUCUUCCCGAAAAUCAAAGAGCUUCAAAAUGGCAUCGGCGCUUCUGGAGAAACUUCAUAUAAAGAAAAUAUAAAAUUACCAGUUGGGCCAAAUUCUUCAUCAAUAACAAUUACUUAUACAAAAUCACAGAAUAAACAAUGGUUUUGGGUGGAUGAAUGGCAAAUAGAUAUGUCACGUCCUUACAUGGAUUCAGAAGGAUGGCAAUAUGCUAGGAAUUUUACCAAACUAGAUGUAAAUUAA